GUAGUUAUAAAAUCGGGUUCAGAUAAAGCGUGUUUUACUUUAUGUUAGGACUUGGAAUAAUUCAUAUUUACAAAAGAAAGGCUGAUUAAAGGAUAUUUAAAUAUAUAUUGUUUAAAACAUUUUAAAAACUGAUAAAAAAUCAUUGAGAUGGCACGUCAACAAUGGGGCAGAAGAAUAGAGUUUUUCCUUACUUCUGUCGGGUACUCCGUUGGCGUUGGUGAUUUGUGGAGAUUUCCCUACCUUGUGAUGAAAAAUGGGGGAGGUGCUUUUCUGAUACCAAUUAUCAUAUUCAACAUAUUUGGGGCAAUGCCGAUUGUGUAUCUUGAAAUGAUUAUGGGACAAUACUCCCAAUCUGGGGCAGUCCCUGUAUGGAACGUGUGUCCGCUGCUGAAAGGAGUUGGCUAUGGCACACUGGUCUCGACCUUCCUGUUUUCUGUCUAUUACGCUGUGAUAAUCGGUUGGAUGUUUUUCUACUUUAUAAAUUCCUUUUCCAAACAACUGCCUUGGACCACAUGCGAGAACGAGUGGAAUAUACAGGAAACGGAAGUCUGCAUUACUCGAGGGGAGACAAACGCUGCCAAUGAAACAAUAACCGGAAUUGAAACAAUACCGGUAAUUAGAAAUAUAACGACCUUUAUCUCGACAUCAGCAUCAACGGGAAUGUCUUUUGCUUCAAAUGUUUCACAAUUAAGAAAAUCAACAUCAGCCGAACAAUUUUGGAAAUAUAAAGCUUUGGAUAUAUCCAACGGUUUAGAUGAAUUAGGCUCCAUCAACUUGCCGCUUCUGGGAUGUCUUGCUGUCAUAGAAGUUUUGUGCUUCUUGUGUAUAUUUAAGGGAGUGCGGUUGACUGGAAAGGUUGUAUACUUCACUGUCCUCGGACCUUUUGUCUUACUUGCUGUAUUUCUUGUAAGAGGGUCCAUCCUGCCGGGAGCAGACAUUGGAAUUAAAUAUUAUAUAACUCCAGACCUCAGUAAACUGAAAGAAACUAAAAUAUGGGCUGAAGCCUGCAUGCAAGUUUUUAUUUCGGUCGGACCUGGCUUUGGUGGAAUGAUCACUUUCGCCAGUUACAACAAGUUUACCAACAACUGUAUGAGGGAUGCUAUUAUAGUUUGUUUAAUGGAUUUGUUGACUGGUUUUGCCGGAGGUUUUGUGAUUUUCUCGGUGCUUGGACACGUUGCUCAUGAAACAGGGAUCAACAUUGAAAAUUUUAAUCAAUCAGGAUAUGGUUUAGGUUUUAUCGCUUAUCCUGAGGCGGCUAAUUAUUUACCUCCUCCUCAACUCUGGUGUGCCUUAUUCUUCUUUAUGUCUAUCUGCUUAGGUAUAGAUUCACAGUUUCCAAACUACGAAAUUGUUGUAACAGCGAUCCAAGACGAGUUUAACAAACAUUUCAAGGGAAAAACAACUUUACUUACCCUGAUUGUUAUUGUGUUAGCGUUCCUGCUCGCUAUUCCACAAGUCACGCGGGGUGGUUUUUAUCUACUUACAUUGGUAGACUGGUAUGCAGCAACAUUUUCAAUGACAAUAUUUGCUCUGAUGGAGUUAUUGGUGAUGACGUUCAUCUACGGUGUCAAAAGAGUUGAUGCAAAUAUGCGGGAGAUGACAGGAAAGGGGGUACCUAUCCUCUUCAAAAUUGCUUGGUGUGUUACAACUCCUAUUCUUCUAGUGGUUACUCUCGGUUUCACCGUAUAUACGUACAAACCUCCAUCCUAUGGCAGUUACGAGUACGAGCCCUGGCAUAUCAGUUUAGGUUGGUGUAUAUCGUCCUCCUCCCUCGUGCCUAUACCAUUAUACCUCUUCUACCGGCUAUAUAAAACACCUGGAACUAUACUAGAGAGAUUUAAGGUCAAUCUACGACCGAAUGAAAAAUGGGGUCCACAUGAGUCAAUAGAACAAGAAGUUAUACAAAGUGGAAAACUAUUAGAAGAUGAUGUUCAGGCAAGGUCGUAAACGAAACAGAUUUUCCCAAGUAUGUUACUGAUGUCAGAUUUCCAGACUGCAUGCACGAUUGCUGUGACACCAGUGAAACCAACAACCGUUGGUCUUGAUAUAUACAAUGUUUUAAGUGUUUACAAUAUUAUCAUUAUCAUAUAUAACUUUUGAUUUUAGUAUAUGAGUAAUAUUUACUCUUGAUUUUUCGGAACUACCAAGACUGUUAAAACUAUUUAUAAAGUAUAUUUUUCUUUUAAUUACGAUACAGGUACAUGUGCAUUUUAAGGAAUUAAAUGCGAUCGGCAA
Messenger RNA from Ruditapes philippinarum (Manila clam), 2235 nucleotides. RefSeq names its product sodium- and chloride-dependent glycine transporter 1-like. The record is from RefSeq and is a predicted model, not a curated record. NCBI's taxonomy places the organism in Eukaryota, Metazoa, Mollusca, Bivalvia, Venerida, Veneridae. Gene Ontology annotation, biological process: sodium ion transmembrane transport. The coding region runs from base 148 to 1947 and encodes 599 amino acids. The transcript is spliced from 14 exons. Gene Ontology annotation, cellular component: membrane.